Molecule: messenger RNA, 1847 nt
Organism: Myodes glareolus (Bank vole)
Lineage: Eukaryota; Metazoa; Chordata; Mammalia; Rodentia; Cricetidae
Gene: Ca2
Product: carbonic anhydrase 2
Biological process (GO): carbon dioxide transport; regulation of intracellular pH
Cellular component (GO): cytoplasm; apical part of cell; plasma membrane
Molecular function (GO): carbonate dehydratase activity; zinc ion binding
Source: RefSeq, a predicted model, not a curated record
CGCGUGCGGGCCGCUGCCAGGUGGUCGGGGGACGCUGAGAAGCGCUGUCGAGCUCUGUGGGCGGGUAGCGCGGACUGUGCAUACAACGGUGCCGGGGAUGUGGAGCGCCGGCGGCCCGGGAGGUAGCGACGCUCCCGGGAGGGGUGGAGAGCGUGCGGUUGCCGCAGAGUGGCUCGGACGCAGAAGCGGAGAGCAGCCGGAGGGCGCCCCGCCCCGACCGAGCAGCGGGAGCCCCCGGCUACCCAGGCCUCCGCCUGUCACCUACGUCCAGCCAGCUCCACGGUCUCCUCCCCUUGCUCAGGUCCACUCGGUCCCUCCCCUGGGCCGCCCAGAGCACCAAGUUGGCGGGAGCCUAUAAAAGCCGUACCUUGCGACCCGCGACAAACACUGCAAGACCGCUAGACAGAGGACAACUGCUGUUCUGCCCCAAGCACCGGCGCGACCAUGUCCCACCACUGGGGAUACAGCGGGCACAACGGACCAGAGCACUGGUAUAAAGACUUCCCCAUUGCCAAUGGAGAACGGCAGUCCCCGGUUGACAUUGACACCAAGACUGCCCAGUAUGACCCUGCCCUCCAGCCUCUGAGUGUAUGCUAUGAUCAAGCUACUUCCAAGAAGAUUCUCAACAAUGGCCACUCCUUCAACGUUGAGUUUGAUGACUCCCAGGACUGUUCAGUGCUGAAAGGAGGACCGCUCAAUGGCACCUACAGAUUGAUCCAAUUUCACUUUCAUUGGGGCUCAUCUGAUGGGCAUGGCUCUGAGCACACUGUGAACAAAACAAAAUACGCUGCAGAGCUUCACUUGGUUCACUGGAACACCAAAUAUGGUGACUUUGGGAAAGCUGCACAGCAACCAGACGGACUGGCUGUUUUGGGUAUUUUUUUGAAGAUUGGACCUGCUACACAAGGCCUUCAGAAAGUUCUUGAUGCCCUGAGUGCCAUUAAAACAAAGGGGAAGAGUGCUGCCUUCACUAACUUUGAUCCUCGCUCGCUUCUUCCUGGAAACUUUGACUACUGGACAUACCCUGGCUCUCUGACCACUCCGCCUCUGCUGGAAUGUGUAACCUGGAUCGUGCUCAAGGAACCCAUUACCGUCAGCAGUGAGCAGAUGUCUCAGUUCCGUAGACUGAACUUCAACACAGAGGGGGAACCUGAAGAACUGAUGGUGGACAACUGGCGCCCAGCUCAACCACUGAAGAACAGAAAGAUCAAAGCAUCCUUUAAAUAAAAUAGUCCUGUAGCGGGCGUCCAAACAAUAGCUGCCUCUCUGUAGCUGAGCACAAUUCUACCUUGGUGAUUUGGAUUCCACUUUGUGUCUCUCACUUGUUGUGGUUAUUAAUCAAAUGUGAAGAAGACUCAGGUGUCUCCCAUGGUGGUAGUGUGGUGGCAGGUUGGUAGCUGACUAUGGCACGCCCAUCAGUCAUAGCAAUCUAAUGCAAAAGACAGAAAUGGCUUCUUGCCUUUCUUCACAGCCAUAGGAUAAUGAGUACUCAGGCUUGUUUGCUAAAAUGCUAUUUUUAAAACAUAGGAAAGUAGAAUGGCUGCUUACAAGUCCAGAUCAUGAGACAAACUGAGAUAAUUUAAGCAAAUCAGGUAAAAUAGCUACAGUUUUAUGAUUAUAAAUUAUAUAAAUGUUCACUAUUUCAAGAUGUUAUAUUAAAUAAAAACUUUUAAUAUGCUUAUAUAUUUGUAGCAAUGUUAUCUUAAAUUUGAAUUAUGUUGUAACUUGGUGACUUGAAUUUUAGAGAUGCAAAUAAGGUAUAAAAUUGGUAUAGUUGUGAUACAGAGUAUAUCAUAACUUAAUGGAUAAUGUAUUUUAGAUAUUCUCUAAUAAAAAUCAGAAUUAUA